Messenger RNA from Trypanosoma grayi, 555 nucleotides. Its product is annotated as SNARE protein. Gene Ontology annotation, biological process: vesicle fusion; vesicle-mediated transport. The transcript has a single exon. Bases 1 to 555 code for a protein of 184 amino acids. Gene Ontology annotation, cellular component: ER to Golgi transport vesicle membrane; endoplasmic reticulum membrane; SNARE complex. Lineage: Eukaryota; Euglenozoa; Kinetoplastea; Trypanosomatida; Trypanosomatidae. The record is from RefSeq and is a predicted model, not a curated record. Gene Ontology annotation, molecular function: SNAP receptor activity; SNARE binding.
AUGGAGAGCACCCGUGCUAUAUUGUUGGAGCUGUCGCAGGGAAGAGUCGAGCCCCUCCCCUCAACGUGGCAGGCGUCCAACAUUCAUGCGAGGGCAGCAGGACAACAGGCGGUGACUGAUUUGCAACGGCGUACAGCACAGCAGCUGCUGGCGGAGCUGAAUCUGAUAGACACUGCGUUGCAACGCUGUCGUCGCAAGACGGAACAGCGUCAAACGUAUCUUUCUGAGGUGGAACAACUCCUUGGUACAAUGCGGAAUAAAGGUGAGCACGAUGACAUUUCUUCGCUGAUGCAUCUAGAAAACGAGCGCACCUCUCUACAGUACACUCGCAACCGUGUGCGGGUGAUGAUGGACGAAAGCAAUACGCUGAUGAAGGCGCUACAGGAUCAGGGUGGCAAAUUGGAAGGGACAGGCAGUAAGGUAGCAGAUGUAUUGGAGUCGCUCGGUGUGGCCAAUUCAACAGUUCUACAGAUUCUCCGGCGCAAUAGAGUGGACGCAUGGCUUGUGUAUGGUGGGAUCGCAUUAACACUGUUUCUGAUAUACUGGAUAUGGUAA